Messenger RNA from Meloidogyne enterolobii, 588 nucleotides. The record is from the annotation of a GenBank genome assembly. NCBI's taxonomy places the organism in Eukaryota, Metazoa, Nematoda, Chromadorea, Rhabditida, Meloidogynidae.
AUGAUAAACAACGCUGAUCUCCAAGAAAAUAAUAAUGAAAAUGUAGAUAAACAUAUUGAAAAAAUAUUUAGUCUAGACAAUCCUGCCUGCCAUAUUCGCCUUGGGCCAGGAUCGUAUGAUUAUGAAGAUUCUACACACAAAUUUACGAGUGCUCAAACUGUUACAUUAUCUACAUUUGAUUUAUUGCCUAAAAACACAGAAAAUGAAUGUCGUUUAUCAGCUGCUGGUCUUGCCUUUGUUUUACAUGGUAGAAAAGCAAUUACAAAAAUUAUAGCAAAAGGUGACAGAGACAAUUUGCGAAAAUUUAUCAAAAAUAACAAAAAAGAAGCAAUUCCGAAUCUUUACCGACGUACUUAUCGACGUUUGGUGAGAAUAAUCGAUCAAUUGGCUCUUGGAAAGGAAAUUAUUCCUCGCACUGAGGAUUUCAACAUUUUGUUCAACGCUCUCGAUGGCUGCAUUUCUGCCAAUUCGUUACUUGAAAAUAAAUUUCCAGCAAAUAAGAAAGGACCUUACUUGAGUGGAUUUUUAUUGGCACAUUUUAUAGCAAUGGAUUAUUUUUCUAAAUAUAUUCUUUAUCAAAUUGAAUAA